UAAUCCUGUCAAAACUGUCAAAUUUAAACGGAAACCUAACCAUACUUUAUUGCGAAUUUUUGGAAUAACUUAAUUUAAAAUGUUAAAAGCGAUGAAAGUUAGUUUAUGUUUAAAAAGAAAUUCGUCAUCGUUAGGAGUUAAAAUGAAAGCAUGGCAAAUCCAUUCAUACGGAGAUUUAUCAGAAUUACAACUUUCUGAACCUCGGGUUCCGAUUAUAGAAAAACCCACUGAUGUUCUUGUACAAGUUAAAGCUGCGUCUGUUAAUCCGGUAGAUAAAAUGAUUAUAGGUGGAUAUGGAAGAGAACUUUUAGGUUUUUUAAGAAAUUACGAACUUGAAUUCCCUUUAACGUUAGGGAGAGAUUUUUCUGGAAUUGUUAUUGGUAAAGGACAUGAUGUGGGUAAAGAUAUUAAAAUUGGUGAUGAAGUUUUUGGUAUUUUAACACCACAAACUCAAGGAAGUCAUGCACAAGCUGUUAGAGUUUGUAGUAGCACGGUUUGUCUUAAACCAAAAAACGUUAAUCAUAUUGAAGCCGCGUCUCUAGCUUAUGUAGGAGUUACAGCUUGGUCUGCUUUAUUUCUAACAGGGGAAUUAAAAUUUCGAUCCCCGAGAAAUACCACUGUACUAAUUUUAGGCGCUUCUGGAGGUGUUGGAACGGUAGCUACACAAAUAUUAAAAUCACAAGGAGCUAUUGUUGUUGGGACUUGUUCAGAAGAUGCCAUGCCGUUAAUUCGGUCUUUAGGUGCUGAUCAAACGUUUAAUUACAGGGAUAAAAACUAUGUGACAAAUGUUGCUGAAUGUGCUAAGUACGACAUAAUUUUGGAUUGUGCUCAAAUUGGGUAUAGAAAUAUACCAAAUUCUUGGUGUUAUAAAAGGUAUAUAACAUUAAAUUCACCUUUAUUAUCAAAUACUGAUAAAUAUGGAUUUAUUGGCGGUAUGGCUGUGAAUGCGGCUGAUGUUAUUGCAUCAAAUUUCCCCAAAAUUUUUGAAGGCAAAACAGUUAGAUGGGGAUUUGUUUUACCAAGCAAAGAAGGGCUACAAUUUAUAGCAUCUCUAAUUCAACAGGAAAAGUUAAAGCCCAUAAUACAUAAAGUGUUUAAAUUCAAUGAAGUUCCAGAAGCUUUCGAGGUAUUCAACAAAGGAAAAAUUCGCGGUAAAAUUAUAGUAGAUUUUUCUAAUGUAUAGUAUUAAAAUUUGAAACAAUAUAUAGUUAAUAUUAUAAACAGUAUAUUAACAAAUAUAAAGAGUACUUAAAAAAAUGGAAUAGAUAUUUUUUAUAACAUUGUAAUAAUAAGUAAAUUGUUUAACAUCCUCUCUUGUAACACACCGAAUAUGACUAAAUAUUUAUAUUGUAACAAUUCUGGAAUGUACUCGUAAUAAAUUGAGCUUUAUCAAAUAA
Onthophagus taurus is the source of this 1397-nucleotide messenger RNA. Its product is annotated as reticulon-4-interacting protein 1, mitochondrial. NCBI's taxonomy places the organism in Eukaryota, Metazoa, Arthropoda, Insecta, Coleoptera, Scarabaeidae. Gene Ontology annotation, cellular component: mitochondrion. The record is from RefSeq and is a predicted model, not a curated record. Gene Ontology annotation, molecular function: oxidoreductase activity.